AAUGCUACAGACAGGGUUCAGGGAUGGAGGGUGGGUCCUCCUCACUGACCGUGGCUCCCAUGAUACCCACGUGAAAAGUGGAAGUGCUUGUUCUCCAAGGGACUUGACGGCUCUGAUAACCUGUGGCUGGAAAGUUCCUUCUCUGUGGUCAGUAGCUCUUUGUCCUCAUUCCUGGGCUUUCAGGAGGACGUUCUCUCAGUCCUGUAACAUCGAAGCCUCCACUCCCACCUCAAGGACCCACUGCAAACUGAUCAAGCCUCCGUUCUCUGGACACCCAGAGGAGCCCAGAACCUUCCACUGUGUGAUGCUUUGGCCCCUGCUUCUGUCCCUGCUCUGGGCAGGGUCUCUGGCUAAGAAUGGGGACUAUGAGCUCUCAGUGACCAAUUCGGUGACGGUACAGGAGGGCCUGUGCACCUUUGUGUCCUGCCAAGUCCGUUACCCCACUUCCAGUAGUUCUGUUUUUGGCUAUUGGUACCAGGAGCAGACCACUACAAGCCUCAACUAUCUGGUGGCUACAAAUGACCCAAAUCGAUCAGUACAGAAGGAAGCUCAAGGUCGAUUCCAUCUCAUGGGGGGGCCAAAUACCCAUAACUGCUCCCUGGAGAUCAGAGAUGCAAAGAGAAGAGACACAGGAGUGUACCUCUUCAGGGUGGAAGGAGAUGGAGCUAUGAAAUACAGUUUUGUGAAGCAGAAGCUCUCUGUGGAUGUGAUAGCUCUGAGUGAAACUCCUAACUUCCAAGUCUUACCUAUCCUGGUGUCUGGUACUUCUACCCAACUGAUCUGCUCUCUGCCCUGGGCUUGUGAGCGUGGGACACCCCCUAUCUUCUCCUGGAUGUCAUCUGCCCUUACCUCCCUGGGCCCCAGGACCAUCCUCUCCUCAGAGCUGAACCUAACACCGAAGCCCCAGGACCAUGGCACCAACAUCACCUGUCAGGUGACCUUCCCUGGUGUUGGUGUUACCAUGGAGAGGACUGAACAGCUCAGUGUCACCUAUGCUCCACAGAAGGUGACCAUCAGAGCGUCCUGGGGAAAUGACACAGAACCUCAGGUGCUGCACAAUGGCUCAUCUCUGCAUAUCCAAGAGGGCAAGUCCUUGCGCCUAGUCUGUGAGGCCGACAGCAACCCCCCAGCUGUGCUGAGCUGGGAGCACCUGACCCAGAAGCCGCUCCAGCUCUCCACGGAGGAACUGCAGCUGCAGAGGGUGGAGUUGGAGCACCAGGGAGAAUACACCUGCGGAGCGCAGAACAGUCUGGGUGCUCAGGUGGCCUCCGUGAGGCUCAGCGUAAAGAGCCUCCUACAGCUCCUGACACCCUCCUGCUCCUGGGAGGCUGAGAAUCUGCACUGCAGCUGCUCCUCCAGAGCCUGGCCCGCCCCCGUCCUGCGCUGGCGGCUGGGGGAGGGGCUGCUGGAGGGGAACAGCAGCAAUGUCUCCUUCACGGUCACCUCCAGCUCCACAGGACCCUGGGUCAACAGCUCCCUGAGCCUCAGCUUGGAGUUCAGUGCUGGCCUCAGGCUCAGCUGCGAGGCUUGGAAUGACAAUGGAGUUCAGAGUGCCACUAUCUUGCUGCUGCCAGGUCAAGAGGUCACAAAGGACAAACCAGAAACCAGUACAGGAGUGGUCCAAGGGGCCAUGAGAGGGGCAGGCAUCAUGGCCUUGUUUGCCGCCUGCAUCUGCCUCAUCUUCUUCAUAGUGAAGGUCCUCAGGAAGAAAUCAGCCCUGAAAGUAGUAAGCCUGACAGGCAACCAUCCUGCUGUGUGCCCUGUCUCCACGAUACACGGUUCCAGCAUGAUUUCAUCCAGCGUUUCGGGUCACUUGAAUGCACCAGGGUCACAGAGCCAGAAAGAACAGUCACCACUUGCCGCAGUCCCACACGCCCUGGAGGAUGAGCCUGAACUCCACUAUGCCUCCCUUUCCUUCCAAGGCCUGAAGCCCCGGCAGCCUCAGAACGCAGAGACCAUCAAGUCUGAUUACACAGAAAUCAAGAUCCACAAGUGCUGACACUUGCUCUGUGUGCCCAGCACUGGCUGGAGUGCUGGAAAGGCAUGGCUAAGGACAGCGUAUGUUAGGGGCAGAUUCAAGUAUCAGCGGCCCUCUAAACCAAAGGUUCUGAAGGGGGGAGGUCGUCUUGGAAGGAAUGAAGGUCACAGGAUUCCUGGGUUCAAGUCCAGAUUCAGUGUUACUCCCACAGAAGUCAACUUUUCUCAUUGUGCCCUCUCUUCCUCGUCUGUAAAGUGGGGUCAUAUUCGUGAGGUGUGUGUGACAAGGAGAAAAUGCAGUGCUUAUUGUUUGGUGAUUGUGUUGCAGAAUGCUGCCUCAGCAGUAGGGAGGAGCAUUCCGACUUUAUCACAUACUUGAAUUUUACUUGCAUAUCUUAAGGAACAUAUGUUAAUUCUUAAAGUGAUUCUCUUUUGAAGUGUGACCGUGUUGUAGCUAUGCGUAUCUCAGAUUGGACUCAUAUCAGAUGUUCUUCAAGCUCCGAAGCUCAUACAGAUGCCAGCCCAGACUACUAAACCCAGAAAACUAUCCAUUACAAGGCAUAAAACUAAGAUCUUCCACAAAUCAAUAAAAGUUGCAAACAAUCCAAUACAAACUGAUAUGUAUGAGUGACUAGCAAACAUACAGAAAGGUGAUCUACCAGUGCUUUUCAAUGAAAGAUAAAUAAAUGUGAUACAACUACCAAA
Messenger RNA from Mesocricetus auratus (golden hamster), 2682 nucleotides. Its product is annotated as sialic acid-binding Ig-like lectin 5. The record is from RefSeq and is a predicted model, not a curated record. NCBI's taxonomy places the organism in Eukaryota, Metazoa, Chordata, Mammalia, Rodentia, Cricetidae. The transcript is spliced from 9 exons. Gene Ontology annotation, biological process: cell adhesion. The coding region runs from base 2 to 1999 and encodes 665 amino acids. Gene Ontology annotation, cellular component: plasma membrane. Gene Ontology annotation, molecular function: sialic acid binding.